Hyaena hyaena (striped hyena) is the source of this 1872-nucleotide messenger RNA. It is a transcript of the gene TMEM80, whose product is annotated as transmembrane protein 80. Lineage: Eukaryota; Metazoa; Chordata; Mammalia; Carnivora; Hyaenidae. Gene Ontology annotation, biological process: non-motile cilium assembly. The transcript is spliced from 5 exons. Gene Ontology annotation, cellular component: ciliary transition zone. Bases 387 to 1028 code for a protein of 213 amino acids. The record is from RefSeq and is a predicted model, not a curated record.
CUCCCGAGACUCGGCUCUCCGCCUCCUCCUGUACGAAAGUGCCCGAGCGCUGCCGGACGGGUUGAUCGGGGCCUCGGCCGCGGAUCGGAAUCAACUCCCGAAGCGCGGGCGGUCGGGCGCCUUCGGGAGCAGAAGCGAAAAUGGCCGAAGGGACGCGAAUAGCGCGGAGCCGAGAGACUGCCGGGAUCGCGGCGGACUAGGCGGGCGGGGCCGGGCGGCAAGAUGGCUGCCGCGGGGCGAGGGAGAGCUGCGUCCGCCGUGGUAUCCUUCUGCCGUGCCCACGUGCCCCCAGCGCGCCUCAGGCCCCCACAGCACGGUUCCUGGGGGCCGGUUUGCCGGACUCACGAAGUCAGCUCCGGUUUGUAACUUGGGCCCAGAUCAGGGUGAUGCCCCCAGGGAAGCCUGGCCACCCUGCCUGCAGUCACCAGGGACGAGCCCAGCCCUCUGGCUCCAGGCCAGGGUGUCUGCAACACUGGAGGAGCAUGGGCAGAAGCCCCCACAGGCAGGGAGCCGCUGGCCGGGUCCCCGUGGCCACCCGCAGGUGCCUACACUUGACCUGCCUGUUUCGGGCACCUGCGAAGAUGGGGCGAAGCUCGCCCUGUGUUCAGGUCUGCGAGUCCUUAACUGCUGGCCAGCUCUCGUCCGUGUCCCUGCAGGUGCUGCUCUACCUGAGUGCAGCGUAUUGCGCCCUGUAUUUCCUGGCUACACUGCUGCUGAUCGUAUAUAAAAGUCAGGUUUUCAGUUAUCCUUGUCCUUAUCUGGCCCUCGACCUGACUCUGCUGUUUCUGAUGGGGAUUCUGGAAGCGGUCCGGCUGUACCUGGGCACCAAGGGCAACCUGAUGGAGGCAGAAGUGCCGCUGGCCAGCAGCCUGGUCCUCACGGCAGGCGGCGCCCUGCUGUCCACCCACUUCCUGCUCUGGCAGACCCUGGUGCUGCGGGCCGACUCCAUCCUCAGCGCUGCGCUCCUGGCUCUCCACGGCCUGGAGGCCAUCCUGCAGCUGGUGGCCAUUGCUGCGUUUGUCAGCUAGGCGGGCAGUGCCCGCCUCUUCCGGCCUGACCGUCCUGCACAGAAGCCCCCACCUGGGAACUCGGCCGCCCCCUCCCCCAUUGCUGGAUGCGGAGGGUGCCGGUGUGGGGAGGUUGGAUGUUUUGGAGUGGUUUAGGAAUUGUGGGUGGUGGGGGUGGUCAGGAGCCCAGGGCAGAAGAGAGAGCCGGGGGAGUUGCUGGCAACAGCUGCGGGAAGGGUCAGGAGCUGCCCGGCCAUCUCCCUGGGGACCUUGGGAACAUCUGCCCAUUUUUGGCUGGUGAGGAUCUCCCUUCAGUAGCUGCCCUGACAUCCGACACCCAGAAGGGCAACGAGGCCCUUGGGAAAGGAGGGAGCUGUGGCCACAAACCACCUUUCCCUCCCAGGAGAAGCAGCCUCCUGCCCAUGUCCAGCCGGUUCCCUCGUGGGUGCGAGGACGCAGGCCGGGGUGGUGUGGGGAGCCCGUGGGCCCUGGUGUCUGGGGGGACGUUCGCAGCUGCGGCUUCUGAAGGAGGGCCAGCUGAGGCCUGGGCACUGACGGGAGGGAGGCAGGGAACGGGCCAGCGGCGGAGAACCUUCCGCUGCCCCAGCCUGGUGCCUCGGUGCCCCCACACCCAAGCCUCAGUCAUUAAAAUGCCAGGGACGUUUGCACUCUGUUCUACACAUUCUGUUUGUGACUUUUUCCCAUUCACAGAUUGUAAGGGCUCCAGAAGGACCCUGAGCUCCCGCUCUCCGGUCCCUUCACUUGGUGGUACUGCGUACUAUCCACGUCUGGAGUAACGUGUUUGGAUAUCUGGGUAUUUUCUCUUUACCGUUUUGUGGAAAUAAAGAAAUGUUUAUACCUCGCU